Closterium sp. NIES-65 is the source of this 861-nucleotide messenger RNA. The record is from the annotation of a GenBank genome assembly. NCBI's taxonomy places the organism in Eukaryota, Viridiplantae, Streptophyta, Zygnematophyceae, Desmidiales, Closteriaceae.
AUGGCUACCCCUAGUGUCCUCGCUUUUGACGCUGAGGGUCGGGCCAUUGACUUUGACGUCUGGGUAGAUGACCUGCAGCUUUUCCUCCAGCGCGAUAGGGCAGACGGUCUCUCCCUCUUUGACCUCACUUCUAGUGCCUCUCCUGCCCCUGCUGCUCAUGCUGACGCCAGUGUUUGCUCACAGUGGGCCAAACGCGAUGCUGCUGCACGUCUUGUUGUGCGUCGCCACCUACCUACCUCUAAGCGAGCGCACUUUAGCCAGUACAAGAGUGCUCAGACCUUGUACGACGCUGUAGUUGCACGCUACUCCUCCCCUGCCACUGCUGCACUGAGCCGUCUCAUGCUACCGUACCUCUUCCCUGACCUUGCUGCCUUUCCCACAGUAGCUGACCUCAUUACGGGUGUUCCCCCUCCCCCCUUUUGCCCUCUGUUGCCUCUGCUGCUGCGGCCGACCUCGCUGGUUUCCACUCGGUCGGCGCUGCGUCUGCCCCGAGCUGGAGAUGCCGCACCGGCAAGGGCAAGGGGGGCAAGGGCGCUGGAGGGGCUGGCGGGGUUGGCGGAGGUGGCAGUGGCGGCAGUGGAGGGGGUGGGGGUGGUGGUGGGAGUGGUGGCGGGGGUGGAGGUGUCGGUGGCGGCAGUGGAGGCAGAGGCGGAGGCGGCGGUGGCGGUGGGGGCGGAGGUGGCGCAGGUGGCGGCGGGGAAGGAGGCAGCAGCGGAGGAGGCGGAGCUUGUCGGGGUGGCGCUGCGCAGAGGGUCGGCUCCGGUGGUGGCGGCCAAAGCAGCGCUGGGUGGAGUGCGCACCAGCGCUGGUGGUGAUGGAGCAGUACCACUCAAUGGAGCAGUACCACUCAAUGGGCAUUGA